Molecule: messenger RNA, 1449 nt
Organism: Eremomyces bilateralis CBS 781.70
Lineage: Eukaryota; Fungi; Ascomycota; Dothideomycetes; Eremomycetales; Eremomycetaceae
Exons: 1
Biological process (GO): tRNA splicing, via endonucleolytic cleavage and ligation; tRNA-type intron splice site recognition and cleavage
Cellular component (GO): tRNA-intron endonuclease complex
Molecular function (GO): nucleic acid binding; tRNA-intron lyase activity
Source: RefSeq, a predicted model, not a curated record
CUUCCGCCUACCAAUAUUCAACGUAGCCCACAGGUUUGGAGUUGGCCAAAAAAUGAUGAACUAAUGAUACAAUAAAGUCUUUGCAACUUGACAGCCCGCAUCUGGGCACCAUCCGCUCGCUUCUGUACGUAUUUUUACCCUCAGCACCACACCCCCUCCGCAUUUGAAAUGAUUAAGACUCAAUAUCUGUCAAUCCUCUGAGCCUAUGGCGAGAAUGAAGAUACCAAAUGAGUUGGUCGACUAAUGAUCAAACCUUCCCUAUUAUCUUGGAAUUAUACCGACAGUUUGACAAUGAUCCCCGGCUAAUGCAAAAUUCAGAUCCACUACCCGUGCUCUCUUAAACCAACAAUGACUGAUUCACCCGACCCCGUAUCCCUCCCCAUCCCCAUCUCCCACCUCGCCCACCGCUACUUCCUCUACUCACCUCCCAAUAUCGCCUAUCUCCGCCGCCACCACAAUGUCUGCGGCGUCCUCAUCGGCUCCCUCCCUCAAGUCCCUUCUCAAAACGUCUUCAUGGGCCUCCCCCUCGAGCUGAUGCCCGAAGAAGCGCGCGUGCUCGUCGAGCGCGGUGUGGCGUACAUCGUCGACGAUGUCGCGGCGCAUCGAGAAGGGCUAGAGAAGCUGAAGACGGCGGACGGGGCGGAGCGGCGGCGGGAGUAUAUGCGGUUGCUGCGAGAUGUGGGGCGAAAGGAUGCGGAGGAGGUGAUGCGGAAGAAGGAGGAGGUGAGGCGCGGGGCAUUGGAGCGGGCGGCGAAGAAACGGGCUGAGCAGCAGAAGAAGAACGGCGAAGAUGUAGGCGCGGAACAACGCGUAGAGGGAGGCGAUGCGCAGGACGUGGAUGACGGGACAGAACUAUUCUCUCAGCGUUCAGGCAGCGUGGCGUCUAGACCCAGUAUCCCAACCGAGUCAUACAAUUUCAUCACCCCCACCUCCUCCUCUCCCCUCUUCGACGUCCCUCCGUCCUCCGAGUGCGCCAGUACCUCCCCCGCCGCCAUCCCCGUCCCCGACUCGUAUCCCCUCUUCGCGCACCUCCAUGCCAACGGCUACUUCCUCUUCCCCGGCAUGCGGUUUGGAUGUAAUUACGUCGCGUAUCCCGGCGACCCGCUGCGGUUCCAUUCGCAUUUUUUGUCAAGGGGCGUCAAGUGGAAUGAGCAGGUGGACCUACUAGAUAUCGUGGGAGGAGGACGAUUGGGGACAGGUGUUAAGAAAGGGUACUUGCUUGGGGGGAAGGUAGAGGCUGAGCAGGCCGCGAGAACGCGGGAUGGAGAUGGGAUAUCCGAGGACGAUGUACGGGUUUUCUCGUUCGAGUGGGCUGGCAUGUGAGGUCCAUCUCAAUCAGCAUCGCUUUUUAUAAUACCUACUGGUUUUCUCAUGGAACCUGCGGGACUAAAUCAUGCGUGAAAUUCAAUGAUUAUGAUGAAUAUGCGACCCAGAAAUCCAUCGAGGCUG